This is a messenger RNA of Lactuca virosa, 2691 nucleotides long. The record is from the annotation of a GenBank genome assembly. Lineage: Eukaryota; Viridiplantae; Streptophyta; Magnoliopsida; Asterales; Asteraceae.
AUGGGAGAAAACUACUUACGUAGGAUGAGUAGGAUCAAAGAUUCUAUGAGAAAACCUUGUGCUAAAGAUGACAACGUGAACCUGUGGAAGAAAGCUCUUACAGAGGUUGCGGAUUUAACCGGCAUGGUUUUGUGUGGGUCUGAAGCAAAGUUUCUGAAGGAAAUUGUUGACAUCAUAUACAAUAAAUUGGAUCGAAAAGAAGUUAAUCUUCCACCCAAUAUAACAGUUCGACAAGAAUCAAAAUUCCCUGCAAAACGUAGUAGAGUCUGGCUUAGUAGCGACUCUUAUAAGAUAUUGAUUAACGGAGAGGGUUCAGAAACUAUGGAAGGUUUAGCACUUGACAUGCGAAUGCUAGAGGAACAGAAGUUUGCUUUCAAGUCAUCAAACCUCAAGACAGAUGCACUUCAAAAGAUGGAUAAUCUAAAAUUUCUCCAACUAAACGUUGUGCCACUCACUGAUAUGAGCUAUAGCAACUUGGAAGUAUUUGAACCACCCAUGGUUCUUCAGUCACUCCAGAUUCUGAAUCUUACAGGAUCACACAAUCUGAUUCAAAUCCGCAACAUGUCCAUGAUCCCUCAUCUGGAGACUUUUAUUCUUUGGAACUGUCAGAAUCUGGUUAGUGUUUGUGAAAGCAUUGGAGACCUGAAAAGUCUUGUACUACUGAACAUGACAGGGUGUAAAAACCUGUGCAUGAGUGAGAAAACAGAUCAGUUAGUAGGUCUAGAAGCUUCUACCUCUGGUGGAGAAGUUGCAGAACAUCCUAAGUUUUUCUUCCCACGUUCAUUACACCGGUUAUUCCUCAAGGACUGCAAUCUUGACUGUACUGAUUCUUUUCCUCUGAGUUUUAGUCAUCAACCAUCUUUGCAGUACUUGAAUUUAGGCAAUAGUCUAUUUGAGUUUCUGCCUUGUUAUGAUCAUCUUAAAAAUCUUCGGGUCCUUGACUUGAGUUUAUGCUCAAGGCUUAAACGGCUUCUAUGUCUCCCAAGUACACUUGCAGAAUUGUAUAUUUACUAUUGUAAAUCACUGGAGGAAAUAAGUUUCCAAUCACAUCGAUUCACAUUGCAAGAGUUUGGCUAUGAAGGCUGUAUUAGUUUAUGUGAAAUUGAAGGCUUUAUCAAAUUGGUGCCUGUAGCCAAACUUGAAGAAAAUGAUUUGGGACAUAUGAAGUGGCUAAAAGAAUAUCAAAAUCAUGAGGUGAACCUAGUUGGUGAUGAUGGGCUCACCAAAGGCAGAAGUUCGUGUGUCCAGAUGUUGUAUGAAUUCAAUAUAAUGAGCACAUCUCUACCAGACAUGAGGUAUCCAAACUUGAAGUAUCCAAACAUGAGGCCUACAUAUGUAUCUGAGUUAUCAUCUUUCUCCUUUGACGUGCCUCCCCCUCCCAAUAAUAGAAGGCUCAAAGGACUUGAUGUAACUUUCAAAUAUACAAUAUCAAGUGAUGAUGAUUGGGUUUGGUUCUGUAAGAUCAGUACAACCAAUGGUGUUGAUUUGAUGUACAACCCCAAAGUCUUUGGCAAACCUGAAUCUGGUGAAGUUGGUAUAUGGUUAAGCUAUUGGCCAAUUGGAAAUACAUUGGACACUGGAGAUAAUGUCAACGUCUCUAUCGUUGUGAUCAGUGGACUGGAGGUACAUAAAUGUGGUGUGAGCCUUAUUUAUACUGAUGAUAAAGUAGCCGAGGAAACCUUGGAAGAGAACAUGGAAUGGAUAGAAGUUCUUGGAGGAGAUUUGUCUAGAUUUCAACUAAGCACACGGGCUUACUAUCUUUGUCGACGUGAUUUCUUUGAGUUAGUGGAGGUUGGUAGACUGACUCCUGGUUGGUUUAAUACCUUAGUUGGUGAUACCAUAGAAUGUACAGAGGUACGAGGAUGGAGAAAGACAGGUCGACCUAUGCAGUUGAAUCCAUCAUUUUCUGAGUUAAAGUUUGUUAGAUGCAUCAUCCAUGGUCCUGAAUCGGAGGACAUUUACAAGAUUGCAGAGAUGUCAAAAUCAUCUUCUGUAGAUAAAACAUUGGAGUUCACAUCAAGCCUGCUUGGGGAGACGAUGAAAUCUUCCACAUCGUUUAAAUUUAGUGAAACAACAAUAAAGGAAUUAAAUGAGAUUCAGGAGUCUACUUCAAGCACACCUCGUAAGAAGUUGAAAUCACUGACUACAGAUGGUGGUACUGGUGGAAUGGAGGUGCAUGAUGAGUUGCAUCGUCAAGUUCAACAGAUGCAUGAUGAGUUGCAUCGUCAAUUUCAACAGAUCUUUGGUGCAUUACCAAGAUCUCCUUCUGAUGCGCAUAGUACAACAUCCCUGCAGCUUCGUUUCCAGACUAAGCUGCUUCCUACAUUUUUCACUGGAAAUAGGAUAGAAUCUGAGGACAAGAGUGGUAUAAAAGUAGGGUUAUUUGAUGCUAUUUCUAAUGAGAUUGUGUCAUCUGGACCCUUAUCUUCACAGAAGAUAGAGCUUGUUGCUCUUGAUGGUGAUUUUACUUUUGAUGAUGAGGAAGAUUGGUGGCCUGAGAGUGAUUUUGAUGCCAACAUUAUACAUGCAAGAGAUGGAAAAAGGCCAUUGUUGACAGGGGAUCUGGUGUUGACUCUGAAAGAUGGAGUUGCUGAUUUAGGUAAUAAUCAGAGAAGCAAGAAGCCAAGCGUUUUUUGUAAAAGAAAACCGAUGAGUGUUAUAUACCAAGAACUAUCCUCCAGGAUUGGGUGA